Molecule: messenger RNA, 3379 nt
Organism: Rhipicephalus microplus (southern cattle tick)
Lineage: Eukaryota; Metazoa; Arthropoda; Arachnida; Ixodida; Ixodidae
Product: guanine nucleotide-binding protein subunit beta-2
Biological process (GO): signal transduction
Molecular function (GO): protein binding
Source: RefSeq, a predicted model, not a curated record
CGUGCAGAUAUGUUGUGAAUGCGCGUCGCACCUGACUGACUUGCCUCCGGGUGCCGUAUACCGAUACAUGCUAGUUCGUUCGGUAUAAAGAGCUUACACCGGCGUGUAUAGCUGACAGGCUGUGUAUUGUUUUGAACUGCGUGCAGUGCGCGCCUUCCUGUGAACCUUCUGUUGUCGCGAGGCGAGGAACUCGAAGGCCGGCGAUACUUUUGGGUGAUCGAAUAGGAGUGUGGUGGCUCUGUGCGCUGAGUGAGGAAGGAAACGGCCACCGUCGAUAAUGGAACAGGACGAGCUGGAAGAACUCAAGAGCGAAUUGCAAGUACUAAACAUCAAGAUCAAGGAAGGACAACAGAUGGCCGCUGACAAGACAUUCCAGGAAGCACUCAAGGACAUCGAGAAAGAGGCCAAGUUCCGGGUCAAGCAACGCCGCGUCCUCAAAGGACACAUCUCGAAAGUGACCUCAGCGCACUUCUGUGGAGACAGCAAGAAGGCGGUGUCGGGAUCGCUAGACGGCAAACUCAUCAUCUGGGAUGUAUUUUCGGGAAACAAGAUGCGCGUCAUUCCACUCCGCUCCAGCUGGGUAAUGGCGUGCGCGUACGACGAGCUAGGCAACUACGUGGCCGUCGGAGGCAUGGACAACAUGUGCACCGUCUACGACCUGCGCGGCACCAACGCCAAGGUGCAACGAGAGCUCGCCGGCAUGGAUGGAUACCUGUCCAGCGUGCGUUUUCUCGGAGACUCGCAGGUCAUCACCGGCUCGGGAGACACGAAUGUUGUCCUGUGGGACUUGGAAAGGGGGCAGAAAGUCGUGACGUUCGAGGCUCACGAGGGUGACGUCAUAACUCUGUCCUUGAGUCCCGACAAAAAGACCUUCGUUACCGGAUCUGUGGACAACACAGCACGGCUCUGGGACAUCCGCCAGAAGGAAUGCCGCCAGACGUUUCGGGAACACGAAGGUGACGUCAGCUCGGUCUGCUUCCACACCGGUGGUAACGUGUUCGCGACGGCCUCGGAAGACAAGUCGUGCAGGCUGUUCGACGUGCGCAGCGACCAGCAGCUGAGCCGCUACCAGAACCCGCGCGAGUCGUCCGCCUUCACGAGCUGCGGCUUAUCGCUCUCCGGAAGGCUGCUCUUCGCCGGCGCCGACGACCACGACGUCCACGUCUGGGACACCCUGUCCACGCGUAGAGUCGGUGCCCUGACCGGCCACGAGAACAAGGUGACGGCCCUCACCAUCAGCCCCGACGGUGCGGUGGUGGUGACUGGUUCCUGGGACUCGAGCGUCCGUGUGUGGGGCUGAACGACAGCGUUACUCGAGCAGAAACACCCUGCUACACAACCUCACGAGGCGGGCAGCUCUGUGAACGCGUACGUUCAUACAACACGGUACUCGGGGUGUUUCCAUACGGUCUUGAAAAGUUGCAUUAGGAUACUCGCUGGCAACCACGACAUGCAGACCCAGCUCGUUUUACGCUUCGAGGUGUAACGGCAUGUCCGACGAAUCUAUUUUGAUUCUUAAGCAAUUAACUUCCUGCUUCGAGAAAGAAUUCAGACCACGGUCCAGUUCGUGAGACAGCUGCCCCAUUUACAGUCACCAUCUGGCUGCUAGGGGAGAGAUGUAAUGCUCAAUAGUCUGGCGAAUGAGAAAGGGUUUACAAUUGGCCACCAACCUAAGUCUACAUAGGAGUACGCACCAACAGGGAGCCUGCUCGUGAAAAGAAAAUUGAUCGAAAUCCUAAGUUUAAGAUAUUUCCUCUAGCUGGGGCAGAAAGACUGGUAACUUGUGCAUUCGCUUUUGACUAUGUUCGCUCCUGGGCUGGCACAGCGAGGGGGCCAGGGAGCCUCCCCGUACGUAGCCACCACUAGCGCGGGUCCUGUGAAUGCCGUAAAGAUGGGCCGGCCGCCGGAGCACACACGUACAGCAGGCAUUGCGAAAUUGAUCGUAAAUCCGCCGCAGCGGUCAACAAAGCGAGAGAGUGCACACUGAAUGGUCACUUUUAAAGGAGCCCUUCAACACGUUCUGCGCAUGGUCAGAAAACGCUGCCGUCUAGGCUCCGGAGAACAUGCGAUCCGAACACUGCAGAACAGUUCGCCGCCUGGACUUCGAAGUUGAUUUUCCCAAGUCAGCUACACACAGCUUACUCGCAAAUGAUGGCACUUGCCGAAAUUACCCAUGUCCACGACCGUUAGCCGAUUUAAGCAUCGUGAGCUGCAUGGUUACCGCGUCCGCCGCGAAUGCCGCCACUGUGCCCGCACCAACUGAAAAUAGGCUGCGCGUUCGCAGAUAAAAAUGUGCUCACGAUCGUGACGCGCGCUGACGAAUUCCUUCAGCUCAGCUUGUACUUGACAGAUUCCAUUUUUUUUUUUUUUUUUUGCGGCGUGCGGUUCGUGAAGUGUCAGGUGCUAAUGGUGAUCCUAUUCCAUUAUAACUCGGAGUACUGCAGGGCCCCUUUAACAUGUGGAGCUGAAACUGACAACACUCAAGAACUUGAGAAAAUACAACUUGCAGUGAGACAGGAAAAGAUAGCUGUAACUUAAGAAAGCGGGGAGACAGCGGAAUCAGUUUAGAUGGUGGUAGCCGAUGCUAUAGCUAACAUUACCAAAUAAACCUGGGAAGGCCACAUAAUGCACAAGACAGAACACAGGUGAUCAGUUAGAGCAACAGAAUGGAUAACAAGGGAUGGGAAAUGCAGGCUACGACAGCAACGAGUAAGAUGGAGCGACAAAAUAAACAAGCUACAAGACAUAAAACGAAGCCACCUCACUUAAGGAUCAUUGGGAGAGGUGUUCAACAUAACUUGAGGACGACGAUCUGUCUUGUCCAAGAAGUUGCGUGCUGGGUUCAAACAAGAUACCUCCAACCCGAUAUUGAAGCACUCAUCCAGGUUCAUUAGCUUUGCUAGUGUAUGAAAGCUACUUCAAUAAGAGAACUGCAAUCCAUUCUUGGUACAGCAUGCCCUUCACUGUACUUAGUUCAUUUCACUUUGUGUUCCUGAAUAGUGAAUGCCUUCUUGUGGUCUUCAUACAACAUCUCAUAAGUAUAACUAUGCAGUUAAAGAUGCAGUGACAGGAGGUAAUAUUGCUGCAGUACAGUUCAGCUAAAUAAAGACACAUGGAAACACUUAACUGUUACCCGAAAUGUAUACCACGCAGCUGCAAGAUCGUUUAGUGGAACCCUAACACAUUUGCGGACUGCGGCAAGUGAGACAUGCGACACGGAAGGAUGGUGUUUUGUACGUAAAGACAAACAGCUUUAUUGGACAAGUUAAAUAACAUACACAAGGAAACUGGUUUCACAAACAAGACUGAAAGCUACAUACUGAAAUAAGACACACAGGCUGACCAGGUGUCCAAUAAAACACCCGGCAACAUCUUUCCA